AUGGAGGAAGCACAAUCUCACGAUCAUUGUUUCGUAUGCCAGUUAUCAGUGGUUUUAUCAUUGCUCGUUGUCGUAGUGUACUUUUUGACUUUCAAUCCAAAAAAUUUAUAUUACAUUAAAAUGGUUGGCAUUUAUGCGUCUAUACUUCUGAAUGCAGUAAUCGUGUGCCUAGCAUGGCCUUUAUAUUUUUUCGGUGAUGUACCGAAAUUUGUUUUCGAUUCAUUUAAUUUUAUCUCAAGGUGGACAAACGUAGAUGUAGUUGUUCGGAAUGGUGAAAUUUUGCAAAAAUCGGGGCCAUUUAUAUUUGUAUGUAAUCACCAGAGCUCAAUCGAUAUUGUUGUUCUGUCACAUUUUUGGCCGCCAAACUGCACUAUAAUGAUCAAAAAGUCUUUGAAGUACAUACCAUUCUUUAAUUUUGCCUCUGUUUUGAGUCGAGCAGUAUUUGUGGAUCGUUUUAAUCGAGAAAAAGCACUACAGUCACUGGAAGAAUGUGCUAAAAAGAUUACAAGACAAAGUUUAAGCGUUUUGAUAUUUCCAGAAGGAACUAGAAACCAUGGGGAACAUAUGCUUGAAUUUAAAAAAGGCGCCUUCAAUUUGGCUGUUUUUGCACAGAUCCCAAUCAUACCAAUAGUUAUAUCAUCGUACAAGCAUUUUUAUAAUAAAGAUAUGCGAUACUUUGCGAAUUCAGGCUAUGCAAUUGUAGAAGUUAUGGAGCCGAUCGAGACAGUUGGUAAAACGAUUGAAGAUGUUCCACAAUUAGCUGAUUUGGUUAGAUCUAAAAUGAUUGAGCAGUUCACUAAACUUAGUGAAGAAGCAACGGAAACAUACACAAGACGAAGAGAGGAGAUUCAUGAAGCGAAGAAGAGUCGUUAA
Molecule: messenger RNA, 873 nt
Organism: Thelazia callipaeda (thelaziosis nematode)
Lineage: Eukaryota; Metazoa; Nematoda; Chromadorea; Rhabditida; Thelaziidae
Source: the annotation of a GenBank genome assembly